AUGUUGACUGAAAUCGACCAACUCGAGGCCCACGUGAUCGUCAAUGACGAACUGGACCCUAUUUCCCCAAGCCAGAACCCGGCUGUGCAAGUUUCUAGCCGGUUCAUGGGCAUCCCGCUCUCUCCGCUGCCACCGGGCACUGAGCGAGGUGACGCGCAAAUGGAAAUGCGCAUGGACAACAUCUGUUGUGCGGCGCAUGGGAUCUCUUUGCUUCUGGUGGCAUCAUUUCUCUUUGACGCCGGGCCGGAGGGCGAAGUCUGGGAGAAGAAUUCCGGUCGCCUUCGCACCGAGGUGGGCCGCAUCGAGCACGUGGUCUUGUCGCACUACCAUCGCGAUCAUUCGGGUGGCUUGACCAAGGCCAUCGAGCUCAUCAGAAAGCAUGACCAGGGAGGCAGGAAUGUCGUGGUGGACGUGCAUCCGGAUCGUCCAGCCUAUCGCGGCAUCCCGCGCGAGACCAGCUACGAAGAUGGUAUCUACGGCGGACGGCGGUUUGAUGAAACCGCCAAGAAGUGGCAGGAGGAUACGUUGAUCAUGGAAGAGCGUUAUGUCAUGUGCAAUCUCAAAGGCAAGGGGCUUGUGGUCUUCACCGGUUGUGGGCACGCUGGCAUUGUUAAUACCUGUCGCGACGCAGUCAAGCUCGGCAACGACACCCCAUUGUACUGCGUGGUGGGCGGAUACCAUCUGGCCGAUGCAGAUGAUGCCAAGUUGAAUGCAACCAUGAAUGAUUUGAAGAAGCUAGAGCCAAAGGUGCUCCUGGCGGGUCAUUGCACAGGCUGGCGGUUCAAGUGUCUCAUUGCGCGUGAACUUCCCAGCUGUCUGGUGCCGUGUUUCUCUGGUAGUAAGUAUACUUUGUAG
Aspergillus fijiensis CBS 313.89 is the source of this 855-nucleotide messenger RNA. Its product is annotated as MBL fold metallo-hydrolase. The transcript has 5 exons. Gene Ontology annotation, molecular function: transferase activity. The coding region runs from base 1 to 855 and encodes 284 amino acids. Lineage: Eukaryota; Fungi; Ascomycota; Eurotiomycetes; Eurotiales; Aspergillaceae. The record is from RefSeq and is a predicted model, not a curated record.